CAAUAUCAUUGGAAAUGUAUUCUUGGUCUAAGUUGGCUGCUUUACUUAGCUUGAUAGCUAUAGCCUGUGAAGCUACACAUGGUGGAUCACAUGGAGGAUAUGGAAAACAACCGUCCUAUGGAGCCAAUACAGGAUCGAAUUCCUAUGGUAGUGCUGCAGGUCCAGCCUAUGGUGCCCCUGCUAAACCGUCCUACGGAGCCCCAGCUAAACCAUUCUAUGGAGCACCUGCUGCCCCAGCCUACGGUUCCUCUGCUACAUCAUCCUAUGCAGCCCCUGCUUCAUCAUCCUAUGCAGCCCCUGCUUCAUCAUCCCAUGCAGCCCCUGCUUCAUCAUCCUACGCAGCCCCUGCCUCAUCAUCCUACGCAGCCCCUGCUUCAUCAUCCUACGCAGCCCCUGCUACACCAAAUUACGCAGCCCCCGCCGCAGCAGCCUAUAGUUCCUCCGCCGCCUCAGCAUCAUCUGCUCCAGCCACAGCUCCAAAACUAUAUCCCGCUGCAGUUCCAGUAACCAUUCCUGCUCUUCCUUGUCCCAAGAAUUACAUCUUCAGCUGCCAUCCUCAGUUAAGAGCAUUGCCCUGCUCGCCAUAUGCACAUGCUAAAGUUGGUGCCUAUUCGGAAAAUGUUCCAGUAUAUGCAGCUCCUCCCCAGCAAGAGAAGGGUGGCUACAAAGAUAAUUAA
Stomoxys calcitrans (stable fly) is the source of this 677-nucleotide messenger RNA. RefSeq names its product vitelline membrane protein Vm26Ab-like. The record is from RefSeq and is a predicted model, not a curated record. NCBI's taxonomy places the organism in Eukaryota, Metazoa, Arthropoda, Insecta, Diptera, Muscidae. Bases 15 to 677 code for a protein of 220 amino acids. The transcript has a single exon.